AUGCCUGCAUCAGUGAAUUACCGUGUCGUUGAGCCGCAUCCGUCGGUCCCUCAUACCAGCCGCCCUGCUCUGCACACGGCUCGCGGAGGCGCUGGCAAUGUCAUCAACCUGAAGGGCACCAAGACCACCGACUCUCGCUCUGCUACUGGUCCUGCCUCUUUGACCCGCUUGGACUCGAAUGUCCCCAGCACCUUCAAGUCCGGUCGUGGCGGUGCCGGCAACGUCCACAGCAGCAGCGAGCGCGCCAUCUUCAGCUUCGACGAGGAACUUGAGCGUGAUCUCCGCCGUGCCGCCCCCGUCUACCACGUCGGCCGUGGUGGAGCCGGCAACAUGGUCUUCUCCAGCGACGACUCAUCCAGCACCCUCAGCCGCAAGUUCUCCGGCAGCAGCUCGAGCAGCUCCGGUUCUACUCGUGAACGGGCUCUCCGCGGUCUUGAGAAGGGCUGGGGCAAGCUCAGGGGCAUGGCAUAG
Aspergillus luchuensis is the source of this 471-nucleotide messenger RNA. RefSeq names its product DUF3602 domain-containing protein. The coding region runs from base 1 to 471 and encodes 156 amino acids. The record is from RefSeq and is a predicted model, not a curated record. NCBI's taxonomy places the organism in Eukaryota, Fungi, Ascomycota, Eurotiomycetes, Eurotiales, Aspergillaceae. The transcript has a single exon.